UAUAUAUGUAUAUGUGUAUAAUUUUUUUCAAGCCAAUUGUUUUUUCAUAGUGCACGUUGCACUGUAAAUACAACGGCGGGAAGGGAAACAAAGCGUAGCGGAGGAGGGAGGAGCAGUAGGAGGUGCCAUGCAGGAGGAGGUAUCGAAUUUUGGCCAAUCAAAAAAAGGUGACUUGUGUGGACGUCAUUAGCAUGUGGGUCUGUAAAUAGAGCGGGCGCGAGGCGGGCGUUAGUCAUUUUCUGUUCGUUUAUUCGACAAGCAGCAUCAUGCCCGAUCCAGCCAAGACCGCGCCCAAGAAGGGAUCAAAGAAAGCCGUGACCAAGACGGCCGGCAAAGGAGGCAAGAAGCGCAGAAAGUCCAGGAAGGAGAGCUACGCCAUCUACGUGUACAAGGUCCUGAAGCAAGUGCAUCCUGACACCGGCAUCUCAUCCAAGGCCAUGGGCAUCAUGAACUCCUUCGUGAAUGAUAUUUUUGAGCGCAUCGCCGGUGAGUCUUCUCGUCUGGCUCACUACAACAAGCGCUCCACCAUCACCUCCAGAGAGAUCCAGACUGCCGUGCGCCUGUUGCUUCCCGGCGAGCUGGCCAAGCACGCCGUGUCCGAGGGCACAAAGGCCGUCACCAAGUACACCAGCUCCAAGUGAAGCGCGUUACCGCCGUCUUCAUCAACCCAACGGUUCUUUUAAGAGCCACCCACUUUUCAUACAAAGAGCAAUCAAUUUUCUUUCGCUUUCUCUCUUGCUGUGUGUGUGUGUGAGUGAGAGAGAGGGGGGGCACUUCUGAAGUGCUGCUCUCCCACGAAUGUUCAGGCUUUUGGGUAAUUCUAGCAGUCUGAUAAAUGCAGAGAUGAGUAAAUCUCAACAGGGUUGUAGCACGGUUUCUCGGGCUUGUAUAAUCUGAGCAAUGCAAAAUGGGGUUUUAGCAGCACAAAGUUAUUCAUAUUAAGACUAGCAACAGGAAGUAACUGAAAAUGGUAUUCUAGUAACAUAGAAAUUCAAACUAAGGUUCUAGAAGCACGUAAAAGUUCUAAAUACUGUUGUAGUAACAUGUAGUCAUUCAAAACAGUGUUCCAGCAGCACGAAGUCAUUCAAAAGAAUGCUCUAGCAGCAUAGAAUACAACACACACACACACACACACACACACACACAAGGCAAUAGCGGAGUUGGGAUAAAGGGCAUUAGGGUGACUGUGUUUUGUUAGGGUCAGGGAGGAAUCCGACCGAGCUAAAGAGGAGGAGGCCGGAUGGGCUGGCUGGUGCUAACUAGGCGUGCCUGUUUGGCCCGGGACUACAAGAGCGGAGCGGAGCGCUGCGUACGAGUGGUGAAGCCCUGACACUGGCAAAGACAGAACGAGUCUUCUGACCUACACCUAUAAUCACAUUUUCUUGUUGGACAUGCUUUCUCCCCUACAACUAACAAUGUCUUACUCUUGUCUUUGCUGCUCUGUUCAGCUCUUCCUACUUUCCUACUGACUGUUUCCCACCCACCUAGUCAACUUUUAUUCAACAUUUGUUCUUUUCAUCUAGACUUUAAAUUUAUCUACUCUUCACCAUCUAUUCAUAUGCUUUCAGUUUGAAUGAAAGUGAGCAAGUGAUUUCUAGCAUGCUAGCCGUGUUAAUGAAUGAUAGCGACCAUGCAAAGUUUGCUCAGUCGAAGAAUAGCUUGUUUCUCUAUGAAUGGGACUGUUGUGUAAACUUCUCCUUUGAAACUGCUUUAUCCUCUUUACUCUGAAGCUAAAAUUUUUAGCAUGGUUUCUCGGGCUUGUAUAAUCUGACGUGAUAAAAAAAGCUGGGUGAUAAUCUGGUCUUUUCUCUGGAACUGAACAUUUAAAACAUUGAGCAGCUCUGUGACGUCCACCAGGAAAGCCAGGUCAGAAAGCCAUUUCUUAUCCAUGGGCUCUUGAAUACUACCAAUCUCGCUUUCCUGAAAAGCUCCGAUCUCAUCACGCAGAUCAAAAAAUCUCCUGAGAACUUUUCCUCUGCUCAGCCAUCUAACCUCCUGGUGGUACAACACAUCACCAUAUUGUGCAUCCAUCUCAUCCAACAGUACCUUGAACUGCAGGUGAGAGAGCGCCUUGGAGCGUAUAUCAUUCACAAUUUUGACGGCAUCACGUCCACAAGCCCGAUGGAUUGGGCACAUAGCUGUUCUUGAUGUAAAAUACAAGAAAUCUGAUAGCUGGCCCGUGUGGCACUUUCUUGAGCUGAUGAAGGACAUAGCAGCGCGCUCUGCUCAGAUCGAAGUUUAGCAAGCAGCUCGUUAGCCUUCUGUUUUCAUGCCUCGCCGCUGUCCUUUGAGAAAGCUGAAGAACAUUUUGUUUCAUAAUGACGGAUUUUGUACUCUUUCAAAACAGCAACUGACUGCUUGCAAACUAGACACAGUGCCUUUGAAUUGAUUUCAGCAAAUAAAAA
Molecule: messenger RNA, 2405 nt
Organism: Ictalurus punctatus (channel catfish)
Lineage: Eukaryota; Metazoa; Chordata; Actinopteri; Siluriformes; Ictaluridae
Product: histone H2B-like
Exons: 1
Coding region: 267-641 (124 amino acids)
Cellular component (GO): nucleosome
Molecular function (GO): structural constituent of chromatin; DNA binding; protein heterodimerization activity
Source: RefSeq, a predicted model, not a curated record